AUGUUCCAGACUUAUCUCAAGGCACACGAGCAUGCAGAGGCCAUCAGGCAGCAGCUUGACACGCUCCAGGACGAACGGAUCGAGCUGCGUUCCGCCAUCCAAUCUCACAAGAAGGCCCUGAAAAAGGCCAAGAAGGAAGAAACCAAGGCGGCACGCAGGGCGAAGAUCGCCGACCUCGACAAGGAGUACAAGAAGGUCGGCAAGAAGGAGAUCGACAUGAGGAGGGACUACUUGGAUGCGCUGAAGAAGCUGCGCUAG
Guillardia theta CCMP2712 is the source of this 258-nucleotide messenger RNA. RefSeq lists its product as hypothetical. NCBI's taxonomy places the organism in Eukaryota, Cryptophyceae, Pyrenomonadales, Geminigeraceae. The coding region runs from base 1 to 258 and encodes 85 amino acids. The transcript has a single exon. The record is from RefSeq and is a predicted model, not a curated record.